Messenger RNA from Musa acuminata AAA Group (dessert banana), 589 nucleotides. Its product is annotated as stress enhanced protein 1, chloroplastic-like. The coding region runs from base 1 to 459 and encodes 152 amino acids. The record is from RefSeq and is a predicted model, not a curated record. Lineage: Eukaryota; Viridiplantae; Streptophyta; Magnoliopsida; Zingiberales; Musaceae. The transcript is spliced from 5 exons.
AUGUACGAAGAGUUUCAUUCUGCCGCCGCUGCCCGAGCUCUCCUCGUCGCAUCCUCGCCCGUCUUCCUCUCGCCAUCAUAUGCCGCUGCCUCUGCCUCGAAGCCUUUUAUCAUCCCUCGCUUUUCCCCCUCCGGCGCUUCCCCGCUCGUUUCUUCCUUCACGCGCGCCUUCCCCAGUGUCAUCUGGAUUACAUCCAGGAGAAGGAAGGUUAAUCUUCAAAGAACAUCUGUUUCUAUUAGGUGUGAGCAGGGAACAAAGGAGAACAAUGGAUUGGAUGUAUGGCUGGGUCGCUUUGCUAUGGUUGGAUUUGCAACAGCGAUAACUGUUGAAAUAUCAACAGGGAAAGGGCUUCUAGAGAACUUUAGGUUUAUAAUACCACAACCAACUUUGGCAUUCAUGGUGACAACACUUGUGGAUGCUCUUUCAGUGUUCUUCUUUCAGUCUGCCUCUCAAGAUUAAUUAUUUUACUUUGUGUCAUUAUUUCUUUUAUCCCCUUCAAUGAGACAAGAAUUGUUUGACUGUGUCUGAUAUUUUGUAUUUUACAGUUCCUUAUACUAGAUAAAGCAUACACUCUUCUCUAUUAUCAUUC